AUGACCUCGCUCGAGCCACUCCCUCUCCCCAAAGGUCUUGAGGAGUCUUACAUCGAUUGCACUGAUUCCUGUGGUCUUGUCUUUCAUAUCGUUACUGCUGGACAGAAAGACAAGCCUCUCAUCCUCCUGACUCACGGCUUUCCAGAAAUAGCCUUCUCAUGGCGAAAGAUCAUGCCAGAUUUAGCAGCCCGAGGAUACUACAUCGUCGCACCUGAUCAGCGUGGAUAUGGAAGGACUACUGGCUGGGACACACGAUCUUUUGAUCAGGUUGACCUGAAUCAAUUCACCAUGACGAAUCUGGUCAGAGAUCUGGUAUGCUUGGUCUACGCAUUGGGACAUAAGGAAGUGCAUUGUCAUAUCGGACACGAUUUUGGCGCCGUCUCCAGUGCCAUGGCUCCACUGAUGCGACCGGACAUGUUCAAGAGUUGCAUCCAAAUGUCGCAUCCUCACCAUGCGCCGCCAACUCCAUGCUUUGAUGUCGAACCUUCCUCGGGACCCAUCAAGGAUCCAGGGUCUUCACCAAGCGGCAAAAUGGAUAUCCAAGCCGAACUGGCAAAACUCGACCCUCCAAGGAAGCACUACAAAUGGUACAACUCAACGUCGAAUGCUUCUACAGACUGGGAGACGGCAUCACAAGGACUGCAUGAAUUUCUACGUGGGUACUUCCACCUCAAAUCAGCAGAUUGGGCAGGAAACAAUCCGAAGCCUUUGGAAUCUUGGACGGCUACGGAAUUGGAAAAGAUGCCAAACUACUACAUCAUGCCAGAAGAGUGCAGCAUGCCAGACACAGUGUCCAACAUGAUGGAAGGGGAAGACAGGUCUACAAGCACGAAAUGGCUCUCCGACAAGGAACUCGACGUCUACGUCAAAGAGUGGCAGCGGGUUGGGUUUCAAGGAGGAUUGAACUGGUAUAGAGCGCAGACCAGCUCAUCACGAAUCCAGAAAGCCGAUGUGCUGUUGUUCGCGGGCAAGAAGAUUGAGGUGCCUUGUGCAUUUAUCAGUGGUGAGAAGGAUUGGGGUAACUAUCAGCAGCCUGGUGCACUUGACGGAUAUAAAGAGAGUUGUUCAGACUUCCGAGGCAUCACUUUUAUUCCGCAUGCAGGACAUUGGGUGCAGCAAGAGCAGGCUCCCCAGGUGGUUGAAGCGGUGUGCAAGUUUCUCGAUAGCCUGUAG
This is a messenger RNA of Aureobasidium subglaciale EXF-2481, 1173 nucleotides long. RefSeq lists its product as uncharacterized. Lineage: Eukaryota; Fungi; Ascomycota; Dothideomycetes; Dothideales; Saccotheciaceae. The transcript has a single exon. Gene Ontology annotation, molecular function: hydrolase activity. The record is from RefSeq and is a predicted model, not a curated record. Bases 1 to 1173 code for a protein of 390 amino acids.